Molecule: messenger RNA, 3323 nt
Organism: Bactrocera dorsalis (oriental fruit fly)
Lineage: Eukaryota; Metazoa; Arthropoda; Insecta; Diptera; Tephritidae
Gene: EDTP
Product: myotubularin-related protein 14
Exons: 7
Coding region: 750-3047 (765 amino acids)
Biological process (GO): dephosphorylation
Molecular function (GO): phosphatidylinositol-3-phosphate phosphatase activity
Source: RefSeq, a predicted model, not a curated record
UGUCAUUCUCGUUUAUGCUUUUACCAACGAAAUACCAAUUCGAACACGCUUACCCCUAGUUGUCUUUAAUUAGAAACGCAAAAAACAAAUUGGAAUUAAAUACAAUUUUUGUAUCCACAAUAAUUUUGUGUUCAUCGAAUAAAUACGGUGUCAGUGAUUUAAAAAGUGCUAUCUUUUGAAAUAUAUCAGUAAAACUAUUUCAUAGAGUUGACAAUUUGCUACGCUCCACUUGUGAAAAACGCGAGUCUGCCGAAAUUAGUGUUGUGCGGGGCAUAGGAAUACAAAAUUAAAUACUUUAGUCCUAAUUACGUCAACAAAAAAAAAGCAAAUAUACAAAUACAUACCUACAAAUAUAAAUAAACAUAAAUGUGCAAAAAAAAUAUAAAACUAACGGUGCCAAAAACCAUCCAAUACAGUUUAAAAAAGUUAUUGAGUUAAAUGUAUACAUGUACAACAACAAAAAUAAGAAAAAUAAAAAAACAGUUUAAUAUUUUGCAUACCGCAGUACAGUCUUGUACGGUAUUUGUUAGCUCUAUUUGACAUCAAACAUUAGAGAAUGGUCUCUGAAUGUAGCAGACGCUCCCCAGAUUGCUAAAAUAUAUUCUUGUUUAAAUUGAGUUUUUAAGUUUACAAAAAAUAUUCUUAGCAGCUGGAAUUUGUGUUAAAAUUUAAAAUUACGCCUGACAAUUUCCGCAGGCAAGGUAUAACAAGUGACGGUGGAUGAAGCAAAGGAAAAGUGUGGCGUUAAAAUGGCAAAAGAAUCGGGUUUAAAAGUUAAAGUGGGCAUUAUCGAAUCGGAUUUGGUUGAUUUAAUGACGGUUUUCUCAAAAAAAGCCUUCGAUGCUUCUACAACUGAGCCUGGAUCAUUAGACGAGCUUAUCCUACAUAAUUGCGAGUAUCUGAUGAGCCUUGACUACAAUACAUUUCAAAUAGAUAAUACUGGUGGCGUACUUACUGACCAUUACCCGCCAACCAUUUUUGUGCCCGAAUCCGAACAUGACCACGUGGCAACAACCGUUGAUAGUACGCCGAACACCACGUGUAAUUCAAACGGCGCAAACGCUUUCGAAAGUCCUAAUGGCAGUGAUUGCAAUGCAAAAAAUCGAAAACCCUACCGUCAUUCCAAUGGAAGCAUCCCGCGCAGCAUAACUCCGACACUUGAAAAUGAGAAUAGCAAUGGUUGCGAUAACUCCACAGGGAAUGGCAGUGAUAGCGAUAGCAGUAUUCAGUCGUUUGUUACCGUCUCACGACCACAACGUCCGCCAAAGCAACGUACCAUCUAUGAAGAAAUGUAUGAUGCCAAUAGAAUACGUGACCUUAUAAUUCGUGCCAGAUAUGCACGAUGUCGUCAACGCUUCGUUGCACCUGUUAUAUAUUUUCGUGGCCAGUACAUUUGUCGAUCAGCCACAGUAUCUGUGGUGCAGGAAACUUAUUCUCGUUACGCUUAUGAUUACAUAACAUCGGGUACCACCAACGAAACACAACAACGAACGCAUACCGAAGAUGAUUCUUCGGAUGAUUCAUUAAUAAAUGAUUCGCCAUCACCAUUUUCCUACAGCGAAUCGAUCAGAAGUGACAUUGCCCUACUAAAUACGCUCAAUAUCAAAACUAUCGCCGAUUUGAUGGUUGAACAAAGGAAGGUCAAAUACUUUGUAACCAUAUCAUCAUCGGAGAAAGCCGAUCCUGAGCAUAACUAUAAAAAUUUCAAUUUACUCGCCCUGCCAUAUCCCGGUUGUGAGUUCUUUAAGACAUUUCGUGAAUAUGGUUAUACUGCACCUAAUUUGCAUUACAAUUGGAAAAGCCCAUUUAACGAUGCCCACAUAAGUAUACCGAAAAUCGGACCCGCAAUGGAUCUUGAUAUAAACUGGGAAGAAUACCGAAAUUGGGAUGUGGUGGUGAUCACACAAAAUUAUCUUAAGGCAAUGCUUAAAUAUGUGCAGGAAGAGAAUAGUGGCCUUUUGGUACAUUGUAUAAGCGGUUGGGAUCGCACCCCACUGUUCAUCUGUUUGCUACGCCUAUCGCUUUGGGCGGAUGGUCUUAUACAUCAAUCACUAGAUACUACACAGAUUACUUACUUCACCUUGGCCUACGAUUGGUAUUUAUUUGGUCAUCAACUUCCAAGUCGCGAGAAACGUGGCGAAGACAUUAUACUCUUUUGUUUUCACAUGCUGAAAUAUAUCGCAGGCGAAGAAUUCAGUUUAGGCGAGCAUAGAAAACGUACUAAAACAACCAGCAGUAGUGGUAGUUGUGGGCUCGGACUAAAAAUGGAAGAUGAUGCCGCUUUAAGAGAAGAACUAUUUUUAGCCGCCUGUGAUCAUGAUAGUAAUGAUAGUUUUUCAAAUAAAUCCAACUGUGAUUUGCAAGUAACUGAUACAUUUAACGCUAUGACAAUACCCAACACAUCGCCACAAGCAACAACGACCAAUAAUACUACAAUUCCUAAUCGUUCGCCUAAUUCUAAACGUACACGCACAAGUCCUAUGCCGGUUCCAGGUGCAAAUGCGGCGCGUCAACGGCAAGAAUCCGUAUCAUCCAACAGCAGUUGGCACUUAGUGACAGAAACUGGUUCCAUAGAUUCCGUUGCAACUGGUAGUUAUAUGAGUAAUCAUGCUGCCACACGUUCAGAGAGCGGUUCAGUGAAUUCAAACAGCAGUACUCAAUCUAGUAGACAUUCAAAUGGCAGCACUACAAAGAAUAGUGGGAGCGAUACAGUAGAUAGCAGUCCAAGUGUUCAUAAUCCAAGCGGUGACAGCAAUUUAAGUGGCACUAGUUUUAGUAGUGCUGCGAGCAGUCAUGGCUCUGACACAAGUAAUACUACACUGCCAACUACAAUGAAAGACACUGCGAUUGCUAGUAAUGGCGAACAUGGAGAGAGAGAGAAAUCGUUGACACCGAAACCAACUGAAGAUCGAUACAAGACUGAACGCGAAAAACGUUUAAAUCAGGUUCGUGCCCUCUUCGUUCGUUGUUAUGGUAAAAGUGUGGGCCUCAAAUUGAGGGAAGGUAACGCCAAAAAUAUUGCAGCGGUCAUUUCGACUUUAUUCUGAAGUGCUGGAUAACUUGAUUGAGCGACGUAAACUAAGUGGACACAAACAUACAUACAUACACACAUGGAAACACAUUUUUAAUUUUACCAAAUCCGUUUUUUAAUUAAAUUUAGUUUAUCGUUUUUGUAAAGUUUUAAUAAUUUUAAGGAAAUGUGAAAGUAAAUGUCUGCCAUAAUCGGUUGUAUCAGGCUAUUAUGUCCUUCUUGCUGUUUGUUAGAAAAAUUUACAUACGUUGUACCCUAAUUAAAAUUCAAAAGAUGGUUGUCGUACGAAAAA